CCCCACCUCCCUUCUCAGGAAGCUCGGGUCUCCCUGGGAUCUCAGCUGCCCUUGGGGGAGGCCUCUGAGCUGUGUGCCCUGCAGCUCGGCCAGCUUUCGGGGCGACAGGAGAGGGGUUCUGCGCCCCCCGCGUGGCGCGCUAAGCUCGGCAGGAGGGAGCGUCUCGGCGGAGGAGUGAGGAGGACGGGAGGGAGAGGCGCGCUAGAGCCUCGGUCCCGGGCGCCCUGGUCGGCCGCGGAGGAACUGCUGCCUCCAACAGGAAGCUGAAUAUCUCUGACAUGCCAUCGACCCUGCUUGGUGCGUGAGGCCCCUGCAUCCCGGUUCAUACAGGAAUCACAGGUGGGCUCAUUUCCUGGAGGCACAGCAGCCAGGUGUGUUGAAUGCAAAUUCAGCCACGGGCUAGGGAGCACUAACCAAAGCCUGCAGAAUGGACUUUGUCAUGAAGCAAGCCCUUGGAGGGGCCACCAAGGACAUGGGGAAGAUGCUGGGGGGAGAGGAGGAGAAGGACCCUGAUGCACAGAAGAAGGAGGAAGAGCGACAGGAGGCCCUGCGGCAGCAGGAGGAGGAGCGCAAGGCCAAGCAUGCCCGCAUGGAGGCCGAGCGUGAGAAGGUCCGGCAGCAGAUCCGAGACAAGUAUGGGCUGAAGAAGAAGGAAGAGAAGGAGGCAGAGGAGAAGGCAGCCCUGGAACAGCCCUGCGAGGGAAGCCUGACCCGACCCAAGAAGGCCAUCCCUGCAGGAUGUGGGGAUGAGGAGGAGGAGGAGGAAGAGAGCAUCCUGGACACAGUGCUCAAAUACCUGCCCGGGCCGCUGCAGGACAUGUUCAAGAAGUAAUCCAUCCCUACUGCCCCAUCCACCUUAUGACUUUUUUUGUUAUUGUUAGUCUUUUCUUUUUAUUCAGUUAAGUAUCAGUUCCAAAGGGGAAAACCUCAGUUGGCCUCUGCCCCCUUUCCCUAGCCAGGGGCGCCUCCCCUCUGUUCUCCCCUUCAUCCCAGGGCUUCUAGCCCUGUUCCACUCCCAAAUAGCCUGAAAGGGAAGACAGCUUUACUCCAGCAGGGGGCAUUGAACCCAGAACCAAAGGCACUGGGUGCCCCUCCAGAAGCCCGAGGUCUAUGUUAGUGUGGUGACCCCCCCAUACAUUCCUUCAUGCUCCCCACUGCCAGGAGGACCACUGUCCCCAGCCAGCCAAAGUAAUGACACAUUCCAGCCCUGCCCAGCAUGCUGACCAUUGGCCUCUGUCUGAAUCCCCAGUGGGAGUCCAGGUCAGGGCAGAGGCACUGAACGGCCCUGGCUCUGAGAAAGGCUGUUCACAGUGAGCCUGCCCUGAGAGGAUCGAGCUGGAUCUGGCCAGGUUAGAGUCUGGGCAAGAGGCUCGGGCUGUCCUUUUCCCUCUUCCUGGUGGCGUCUACCUAGGAGCACACCUCUCCCCAACCUACUUUAAAAAGUACGGCCCCUGCCAAGCUGCUCCCUCCAAAUGGAUCCUCUUUGGACUUCAGCACAUCUGUGGAGGAGCCUAGGGCAGGGAAACCCCUUAUUCUCCCUCAUCUGACUUAGGCCCUGGGACCCCACUGCCAGGCUAGGCCCCAGUUUGCCCAGCCAAGGGGCUGCCCAGGUCCCCAGAAAAUACUUGGAGCCAUCGGGCAGUGAUGGUCUGUGCCAUGGGACCCGUCAUUGGUACAGCCAGACUGCCCCCAUUCCUCUCAACCUUUCUUCCCUUCCAUGUCCUGUCCAUGUGCUUCCAAGUCCCCAUUGUCCCCAGGAGGACCCUUCUUGGUCAAAGCCCCAAGCAGCUGGGGAAAAGCCACUUCCCACCAGACGAAAGACUGUCCAUUCAUCCCACUGGCCAAGAAUCAGCUCUCCUCUGGGAUGGAUAAGACUGCCAUCUGUCCUCACACCCCACACUGUUGAGGCUGCCUGCUUUGUGACUUGUGUAGAAAUGGAACAGGGACAGAGGGGAAGGCACAAAAGAGAGACAAAUGUGUGAGUCCACGCACACACACGCACACACACACCACACACAUAAGUAUGGCAGGCCUCGUCCUGCAUCUGCGUAUGGUUAGAGUGUGGUGUCUCGAGACUGCAUGUGUGUUAGUCGUCAUGCCUCUUUGUCAGAGGUAGUUUCUCUGAUGUACCUUGUGUAUAUGUGUUUGUGGGUCGCGGCGUGCCUGAGCUUCAACCAUGUUCUCGGUGUGUGCCUGCCAUCUCAUGUGUUUAAAGAUUGCAUGUGGUAGCCUGUAUAUGCAUGUAUUUUCAAAAUGGCAUGUGUGUCAAGAGUGACAGUUACAUGCUAGAUACAGAAACGUCUGAGGGAACUGUCAGAUGGGCCAAGACAGGUGUUCACGUGUGUGGGUCUCAAACAGGUGUAUGUAUAAGUUGUGCUUGGCUAGCAAGAACCAGAAUAAGAUGCCUCCUCCUCACCCUGAGACCAUUAGUCCAGGUGGCCACAUCUGACAGGAGACCUUCCCCUUGGCCUAGAGUCCUCCCACCCUUGGGGGUUUCCUACCUGAGGUCCUCAGAAUUCUACUGGGACAGACCCAGGCAGUGCCCCAGGAAGCCAUGCUGGGCCCCUACCAGGGCCUAUCCCAAAAGUAGGGGCCCAGGAGGGGGCGACUUGCCCACUCCCGAAGCCUCUGUCCCACUGGCCCCCUUGCAUUCUGCAGGUUUUUCCAUUUUAGUGGACUUAUGCUUUGAUUUCAGAGAAGACGUGUGUCUUCCUGUCCGUUUCCAAUAGUUAAAGCCAUAUCAGUUAGACCGCAAUACUUUAAAGAGGAGACUAAACAAUCCAUAUGUUUAGGGAACCAGAAAAGUCCCCUGGUCUGUCCCCUCUCUAAGGAGCAGGGCCUCGGCAGCUCCAGCUCCUGGGACAUACCCUUCUCCCCCAUCCCCUUGUACCCCUGUGUCAUCCCACAGGGCCAGUGUUUGUGUCUGUGUCUGUGAUGGGGAGCCAUCUUGCACCCCUGUUGUCUGCUUGUUUCCCUCUUCUAUCCUGGGCAGGAUGGUCACUCUCAAAUGCAUUGGGGUCCAGGGUCAGAGACAAGCAGGAGCGAGUCCAGGGGCCCCAGGCUUCCUUAAACCCUGAGUAAGACUCCCACCUGGACACGGGAUGGAUACCAGGGUUAGGAUAGGCCUUCCCUGUGACAGAGACUCUUAGGCCUCAAUAUGGCAGGACACAGAGCACCAGAAGGGCAGUAGAGACCAAGACCCAGGGACCUGCAGGUAAGCAAGAGAACCCAGCCAUGCAAGAUAACCCUCAUGGGCCUGAGGUAAUCCAGACCCUUCUGCUGGUUCUGGAUUUCCAUGGCCCCUCUGGAUACCCAGAGUAGGAUCAGGGCUUUCUAUCUCCACCCACAGUCCUUCAAGCUGGGCUGGCUUAGCCUAGGUCUAAGUCUCCUCUUUUCCAUGCCCAGACAGCAGAUUUUGAGGCCUUUUGGAGGUGCAGGCAAGAGAGAGAAUUUCUACUUGGUAUAGAUCUCAUUCCACCCACACAAAGCCCAGGAGGAUAUAACGAUUGACAUCUCUGACACAGACCUGACUAUGGGGAGGAAACAAUGGGUUAAAAGAUGCUAUGUCCUCUUGGGAGGACAAAACAUGGGUCUGUGAGCAGGGGAAGGGAUGUUUGUUCACCUGAUGUGCCUAGAGCAGGAGGUGUGUGUGCAUCCCAUGGAAUAAGCAGAUGAGUAUAUCAUACAGAAAUGUGAUAUGCAAGUAACACACUGAAAAGAGGCUCCAGAAUUCAUGCACAUGAGCACACACAUGGAUGCAAGCAUGUGCACACGUGUGUACGCGCGCACAUAAACACACACACAGCAUGGUGGGUGGCUGGAGAUAGAAUGAGGUAGACCACUGACAUGGGCACGUGAACCUUUGGGGAAAGCCACCAGGCCCCUGCACCUGGGACUCCCCAUCAGAGAGAACAAGGGCAUUCCCUGGGUCUCUGUGGUGAUGACACAGGGGUUUCCAAAAUGCACGCCCUCCAUUUCAGCUCCAAAGCACUGGAGGGCGAGUCCUUGGCAGAGAAGCUUCAGGAGCACCUCCUUCAGUGGAGCCGAGAGGUCUGUAGGCCAUCCUAGGCACGUGAGAGAGAGAAAAUGAGAGAGCGGUACAGAGACAGAUGUGUUGCAGCCCAGAGCCCCCCCCCCACACACACACACACCGUGGGGUAGCUGGUGGGCAAACCAGCAACCCUAAAGACUUGAGGAUAGAGUAAGGAUGGCAUGGGAGUUCCAGCCCCAAGGGCUAGCACCCAGCUGGCAAGGGUGCUCACCACAGCACCUUGUUCCAUCUUUCUAAGGUUUAGCCAGCUCGUGACUGAACUGGGAGGCCUGGGAAAUCAGACUGGCUCCCAAGGGGGCUGUCUCCCUGGUCUAAGGGUAUGGUAUGCCUCCCAGAAAAUGUCCUCUGCUCUCGUCCCUAUUCCUAUAGCCCUACCCUUUUCACCAGGGAGAAAACAGAGGUGCUCCUCCUGGCCCCAGGAUGGAGGUGGGUUCUCCUGAGACCCAGGGGAGAUGGACCAUCCUGCUCAUGUAGGGGAUCCCCUUUCCCACAAUUGUGCUCUGUCCUUGUUGCUCUGCUUCUUUUAAAUGUGUCAGUAUCUGGGGGAGGGGAGGGCCACCCCCUGCACUCCCUUGAACCUGACCAAAAGCCAUGGCUGUGCUCCCCACUUUGUAUGAUGCAAAUGCUAAGAUGUACAAAACCAACCAUGACAACAAAGAAAAAGACCUUGUACAGCA
Molecule: messenger RNA, 4728 nt
Organism: Microtus oregoni (creeping vole)
Lineage: Eukaryota; Metazoa; Chordata; Mammalia; Rodentia; Cricetidae
Gene: Cplx2
Product: complexin 2
Exons: 5
Coding region: 428-832 (134 amino acids)
Biological process (GO): neurotransmitter transport; regulation of neurotransmitter secretion; synaptic vesicle exocytosis
Cellular component (GO): terminal bouton; SNARE complex
Molecular function (GO): syntaxin binding
Source: RefSeq, a predicted model, not a curated record